Molecule: messenger RNA, 431 nt
Organism: Mesitornis unicolor (brown roatelo)
Lineage: Eukaryota; Metazoa; Chordata; Aves; Mesitornithiformes; Mesitornithidae
Gene: DNAJB9
Product: DnaJ (Hsp40) homolog, subfamily B, member 9
Exons: 1
Cellular component (GO): endoplasmic reticulum
Molecular function (GO): protein-folding chaperone binding; misfolded protein binding
Source: RefSeq, a predicted model, not a curated record
CGUAUGAAACAUUAUCAGAUGAGAAUAAACGAAGAGAAUAUGAUCAGUUUGGCCGUCAUGGAGGACAAGGAAAUAAUGGAAGCCCGUUUCAUCAGUCAUUUAAUUUCAACUUUGAUGAUCUGUUCAAAGACUUUGACCUCUUUAGUCAAAACUCACGGUCAAAAAAGCACUUUGAAAAUCACGUCCGAAGUCAUCGGGAAGCUCACAAUCGGCAAAGACGUUCUUUCCAAGAGUUCUCUUUUGGAGGUGGACUGUUUGAUGAUGUGUUUGAAAAUAUGGAAAAAAUGUUUUCGUUUAGCGACUUUGAAAAUGCACACCGACAUGCAGUGCGAACUGACAGCAGGUUUCACGGAUCCAGCAAGCACUGCAGGACUGUCACUCAGAGACGAGGAAACAUGGUUACCACAUACACAGACUGUUCCGGACAAUAA